This is a messenger RNA of Antrostomus carolinensis (chuck-will's-widow), 1165 nucleotides long. Its product is annotated as rho guanine nucleotide exchange factor 18-like. NCBI's taxonomy places the organism in Eukaryota, Metazoa, Chordata, Aves, Caprimulgiformes, Caprimulgidae. The annotation marks the transcript as partial. Gene Ontology annotation, molecular function: guanyl-nucleotide exchange factor activity. The record is from RefSeq and is a predicted model, not a curated record. The transcript has 8 exons.
AUGCAGCAGCAUCAGACCCAAGCCGCUUCUUUGAAGGAGCAGCCCCGCAGUCUUCUCCUGGGACCGGAUGGCACCCCAGUACUGUCACGGAAUCUCGGUAUGACUAUCACCCAAAGAGGAAAUUCUCAGUCUUCAUUGAAUACUGCUGGAGCUGUUAAUAAAUUUGGACUAAUUUCAGGAGACAUGGAUGAAGGGGAUUCAGGCUUUAUAAAAUUCAAGCAGACUUCAGAUGAUGUUGUCUCGCUUGCACCUUCAACAGCAGACUCCAUUUUUCUGGAAGAUGCAUAUUCUGUAUCCCUCCGAAGUGAAAUAGAAACAGAUGCUCAUGAGUUUGAGGCAGAGUCUUGGAGUGUUGCUGUGGAACAGUCUUAUGCAAAAAGGCAAAAGAAAGACGUUAUGAAAAGGCAAGAUGUCAUUUAUGAACUAAUGCAGACUGAAAUGCACCAUGUUAGGACACUGAAAAUAAUGCUGAAGGUCUACUCCAAAGCCAUGAGAGAGGAACUGCAGUUCCCGAAUGCAGUCAUCAACAAGCUCUUCCCCUGUGUGGAUGAGCUGCUGGAGAUGCACGGGCAAUUUCUGCUCCAAUUAAAGGAGCGACGAAAGGAAUCCUUGGAGGAAGGCAGUGACCGAAAUUAUAUAAUCCAGAACAUUGGGGACCUCUUGGUAAAACAGUUUUCAGGUGAAAAUGGAGAGAGAAUGAAGGAAAAAUACAGUGUGUUCUGUUGUGGACACAAUGAAGCUGUUAGUCACUAUAAAGACCUGCUCCAAAGCAAUAAGAAGUUCCAAAACUUAAUAAAGAAAAUCGGCAACUGUUCCAUUGUGAGGAGACUUGGUGUUCAGGAGUGUAUCCUCCUGGUGACACAGCGCAUCACCAAAUACCCCGUCUUGGUGGAACGUAUCAUUCAGAAUACAGAGGCUGGAACUAGAGAUUAUGAAGAGCUGACCCAGGCCCUUAGUUUAAUUAAGGACACAAUCACUCAUGUAGAUGCCAUGGUAAAUGAGUGUGAAAAGGAACAGCGCCUUAAAGAGAUUAUGCAUAAAAUGGAGCUAAAAUCAUCUGGGAAAUGCAAGAAUGGGCUUUUCUUCCGGAAGGAUGACAUGGGACGGAGGCGGCUUCUGCUGGAUGGGAUGCUGUACUGGAAAGCUGCAUCAGGGCGACUCAAAG